CAGGAUCCUGUUGCAAUCCAGUAGAUCACAGCAGCAGCAGCCGCAGCAGCCAGUGGAAACUUUGGGCCGGGCCGUUUCCUGCUGGCUGGAGCUAUCCAGAAGGAUGGGACCCACCGCCCACCGCCAGAAAACCGCAAAAAGCAGCAAAGAGCAGCAGAAAAAACGACGUGGCUCGCCUGCUUCUAAGCCCGGGAAAGGAGACCCCGAGGAGAUCAAAGGAGGCGGUGCUGUCAAAUUGGAGCCUGCGGUGGCGGACUAUUUCCGCCAGGCGCACGAAACCUUCAAAUCUGGCUUUGCCUCCGAUGAGGAGAAAAGUCUGUUUGUGAGCAACGUCCUGACGGAGGCCACCGAUGCGGCGUUGCCGCUGGCCCUGGAUGCCUCGGGGUCUCUGUUCCUCCAGGCCCUGCUGCCGUCUGCUUCCGGGGCCAGCUUGGAGCCUCUGCUCCGGGCCCUGCUCCCCUCCCUGCGUCCGGCCGCCUGCCACCCUUGCGGGGCCCACAUCUUGGAAGGGGCCCUGUGGAGGGCCCCAGUGCUGAUCUCGGAAGGAGGCGAGGAGGCCCAGGCGCUGGAAGAGCUCGUCCUGGAUCUGGGGAAGAGUCUUCGGGAGGAGUUAUCGACUUUCGCAUUGGACGCCCACGCCAGCUUUGUGGUGCGGACCCUGCUGCAGGUCCUGGGAGGAGCCCGCGUCGGGUCGGACGGAGGACGGGGGCUCCCGGGCUCAGGGGCUCUUCGUCCCGGGGCCAAGAGUUCGAAGGUGGGGAGUGAAGGACCAGCGGUGUUUGAGGUCCCUGUGAGUUUUCUCUCCCUCUUGCGGGAAUUCAAAGGCUGCUUUCAGGAACAAAUUUCAGAUUUCAUCACCAACAAAUGUUUCAGCCUCUGCCUGCAGGUGGCGCUGGAGAUCCUACACCGAAAGCUGCCUGCAGAGUGUGCUGAGCUCUGCCAGGCCCUGAUUGGCUACCUGAGCAGCUGUAACCCGGCUGCUGAGCAAAGCAACCUCCUGGUGUUUCUGAAGGACGCGACCUGCAGCCGAGUUCUGGACAAAGUCUUGGAGGUGUCGGAUGUGAAGGCGUUGCGCUCGUUCUACAAGGCUCACGUCAAGGGGCAGCUGCGCGUCCUGGCGGCUCACAAAGUGGCCAACUUCACUUUGCAACGGCUCAUCCAGGCCGCCUCGCGUAAACUGCUGGGGCAUCUAUUUCAGGAGCUGGGCCCCGGCUUGGAAGAAAUCCUGGCCCUGGAGCAUCUCGGCAUCGUCACGGCGCUCCUAGGCGCCUGCCGGAAACACGGCGCCCACCAGCCGGAGGUGUUGCAGCUCCUCUUGGAGGCCUUCCACUGUUGGGAGCCCCCCGCCCGUCAACUGGUCUGCGCCCCCCUCCUCGCCUCCGUCCUGGCGUACGAGGUCUACUUUGGGGAGGAGGAAGAGAAGGAGCAGGAAGGUGCGACGCCCCCGGCCCUGAGCGCCGUCUCCUACCACGGCUCCCUGAUGCUCCAGCAUCUCCUGCACUUCGCAGACCCUUCCCUCGUGCUGGGCAGUUUGGCCGCCAUGCCGCCGGCGGACCUGGUAACGUUGGCUUGCGAUCCCUCCGGGAGCCACGUCUUCGACGCCCUCUUGGCCAGCCCCUCCGUCUCCAAAAAGUCCAGGCGGAAAGUGUUGCGCCAGCUCAAGGGCCACUUCCUGCCUCUCGCCUGCUCCAAGCACGGAAGCCGGGUUCUGGAUGCCAUCUGGAGCAGAGCCAGCCUGCCAGCCAGACGGGAGCUGGCUCAGGAGCUGGCGGAGCACGAGCCCCAGCUGCGACACGACCCCUUCGGCCACCACCUCGUCCGUAACUUCGCCUUGACCCAUUUCCUCAAACGCCGUCGGGACUGGGACAGCCACCAGCAAGCGGAGAAGAAACGGAGGGAUCUUUUCGCCGAGAUCCUGGAGGAUUGAACUGGGGUUUGGUUGGCCAAAGGCGGGAUUUUAUUUUUAAUUUUUUUAAUUUAAUUUUUUUUUGGUCGACCGAUGGGAUCAAGAGGACUAGCUCCUUAGGCGGGCUUUGUGUUUCACGCCCUGCCUGAAUCUGCCCAGAAGAGCCUUUGAAAAAAGUCUCCUUCGCCCUCAGGGAUGUGGAUGGGAUAGGAAUCGUUCCUGUCGCUCUUGGAUAGCUCGUGAUGGGAACUGUAGUCCAAAAGAAAGAAAGAAAGAAAGAAAA
Messenger RNA from Pantherophis guttatus, 2189 nucleotides. It is a transcript of the gene NOP9, whose product is annotated as NOP9 nucleolar protein. Lineage: Eukaryota; Metazoa; Chordata; Lepidosauria; Squamata; Colubridae. Gene Ontology annotation, biological process: endonucleolytic cleavage in 5'-ETS of tricistronic rRNA transcript (SSU-rRNA, 5.8S rRNA, LSU-rRNA); endonucleolytic cleavage in ITS1 to separate SSU-rRNA from 5.8S rRNA and LSU-rRNA from tricistronic rRNA transcript (SSU-rRNA, 5.8S rRNA, LSU-rRNA); ribosomal small subunit export from nucleus. Gene Ontology annotation, cellular component: 90S preribosome; preribosome, small subunit precursor; nucleolus. The record is from RefSeq and is a predicted model, not a curated record. Gene Ontology annotation, molecular function: RNA binding.